AGGUAGACCUCCACCAUGUACUCCACCUGGUGCAAUGACAGUUUGUGCUCUCCCCGCAGACAUCUUCUCGUCGUCAACAUCCCGCCCUCGUUGGGCGUCUGCCCGCUUGGCCCCACCCCCCUCCCCAAAGACCAGCUGUACCAGCAGGCCAUGCAGGAGUCGGCGUGGACGCACAUGCCGCACCCGUCGGACUCGGAGCGGAUCCGGCAAUACCUGAUGAGGAACCCCUGCCCCACCUUGCCCUUCCACCAUCAGAUGCCUCCUCACCAUUCAGACUCCAUCGAGUUCUACCAGCGACUCUCCACUGAAACGCUCUUCUUCAUCUUCUACUACCUGGAGGGCACCAAGGCUCAGUAUUUGUCUGCCAAGGCGCUGAAGAAGCAAUCAUGGAGGUUUCACACCAAGUACAUGAUGUGGUUCCAGAGGCACGAGGAACCCAAAACCAUCACUGAUGAGUUUGAGCAGGGCACUUACAUUUACUUUGACUAUGAGAAAUGGGGCCAGAGGAAGAAGGAGGGCUUCACCUUCGAGUACAGGUACCUGGAAGACCGAGACCUGCAGUGACGCCCCCGACACGGAGAGACAAAAGAAAAAGUACUGCUGUCCACAUUCCCAGACUGAAGUCCAAAAGUGUGGCUAGAGAUUGUGAUGUGUAGUAGAAAGGUGUCCCUCAACAUGGAGGCCGGUGUGUGUACAGGCUGGCGUCUCACAUCCCAGCAGAACGCCCUGUGGACUCACCCGCUCGCAGGUGUGCCCCGUCCGGAGCCGUGCAUGUUUCACCUUUUCUUUUCUCUUUUCUCUUUCCUUCUCCGGAGCCCGGGAAGUCUUGCUCUUGUAUUUCCUGUCAGCUGCUGCUCCACCACGGGGACCUUUCUCUCCAGACCCUGUGAUGCCUGUUGAACAUAGCCAGCGCUUAUCAAAGUUUGAUAUUUGUCGGAGGGUGAGCGCAGGGCCUCUCCCUGUGCCAGGGGCAGCGUCCGUAUUGGACUU
Molecule: messenger RNA, 990 nt
Organism: Nerophis ophidion (straightnose pipefish)
Lineage: Eukaryota; Metazoa; Chordata; Actinopteri; Syngnathiformes; Syngnathidae
Product: CCR4-NOT transcription complex subunit 3-like
Exons: 4
Coding region: 16-564 (182 amino acids)
Biological process (GO): regulation of DNA-templated transcription; nuclear-transcribed mRNA poly(A) tail shortening; regulation of stem cell population maintenance
Cellular component (GO): CCR4-NOT core complex; P-body
Source: RefSeq, a predicted model, not a curated record